Tachyglossus aculeatus (Australian echidna) is the source of this 4257-nucleotide messenger RNA. It is a transcript of the gene RTN4, whose product is annotated as reticulon 4. Gene Ontology annotation, cellular component: postsynaptic density; neuron projection. The transcript has 9 exons. Lineage: Eukaryota; Metazoa; Chordata; Mammalia; Monotremata; Tachyglossidae. The coding region runs from base 213 to 3248 and encodes 1011 amino acids. Gene Ontology annotation, biological process: endoplasmic reticulum tubular network formation; brain development; neuron differentiation. The record is from RefSeq and is a predicted model, not a curated record.
CUGGGACAAGGUUUCCAUUUUCCAUUCUGUGGGAGAACGGAGAGAGGGAGGCAAAAGGGAAGACCACAAGACAUAAGGAAAUGGCGUGGAUCUCAAGUUUUCCUGACAAGGCAAUGGUUUUGAUGCUGUCAAGAAGCCAAGAUCAUUUAGGGAAAACGGGGUGUCUCUAGGAUGAGACCCUUUUUGCUCUUCCUGCUGCAUCUGAGCCUGUGAUGCACUCCUCUGCAGAAAAAGUUAUGGACUUGAAGGAGCAGCCAGGUAACCUUCUUUCGGCUGGUCAAGAGGAUUUCACGUCUGUACUGCUUGAAACUGCUGCUUCUCUUCCUUCUCUAUCUCCUCUCUCAGAUGCUCCUUCUAAAGAACGUGAAUCCCUUGAUCAGUUACCAGCUGUAAUGCCUACAAAAGAUAUUCUCCAAGACUCUUCACUUGACAUUUCUAAGGAAUCCACAGAGAAGGCAAAAAGUCCAUUUGUAGAUAGAGACUUCAGAGAUUUUCCAGAAAUGGAGUGCUCAGAAAUAGGAUCCUCGCUUGCAGGGUCUCCAAAAGCAGAAUCUGCUGCAGCAGGUCAGCCUAGAGAAGAAAUACUGGUAAAGAACAAAGAAGAAAAAGAGAAUGUAGUCAGUGAGCGUGUCCUCUAUUGCCCUCAAGACGUUCCAGCGGUAACGCUCCCCAAAGCAGCUGAAGAACAGGACAAAGUUCUGUUUUCUGAUAAAGCGAAUUUUGGUAAGGACAGUCUUGAUGAAAAGGAAGGUGCAGUAAUGUUGAAAGAAAAUGUUUCUGUGAGGGAAGACUAUGUAGACUUCAAACCGUCUGAGCAAGUGUGGGAAAUAAGAGAUACUUGCUAUGAAGUAAAGAAUGUAGGAGUUGGUGGAGCUAAUAUAGAGAGCAAGUUGGAAAGUAGCGUGGAUGAGACAUAUGAUGCAGAUAGCCUUAAAGAAGGUAGUGAAAAAGACAGCGAAAGCAGUAACGAAGACAUUUCUUUUCCUAGUUCACCAGAAGUUUUAAAAGAUACUUCCCAGGCAUAUAUCACGUGUGCUCCUUUUGAACCGACCGUAGCAGCUGAGGCCCUCGUACCCAAAGCUUUUCCCCUGUUAGAAGACCGUACUUCUGAAAAUAAGACCGAUGAAAAAAAAAUUGCCGAAAAGAAGGCCCAGAUUCUCACAGAAAAAAAGAGUACCGGCAUCAAUGCAACAAACCCUUUCCUUCCCUCCGCGGAUGCUCCCGAGGCGGACUACGUCUCAACUGAGAGUUCAUCGAAAGUGCCGGCGGAGGUUGUAGCAAACGUGCCCGAAGGGCUUACCCCGGACUUAGUACAAGAAGCAUAUGAAAGUAAGAUGAGCGAUGGUGCCAGCCCAAACCUGGCCUAUGAAACCAAGGUAGACCUAGUCCAGACAUCUGAGUCGUUCCAGGAGCCUCAACAUCCCGCAGCCCAGCUUUGCCCAGCUUUUGAAAGCUCUGAAGCUGCUCCCUCACCUGUUUUACCUGACAUUGUUAUGGAAGCACCUCUAAAUUCCUUAGCUCCCGGAGCUGGCGCUUCUGUCGGGCAGCUUGAUUCAUCCCCUCUAGAGACUUUUGCCCCCACCGGUUAUGAACAGACCAAACCAGAGGCUGAAAAUCCCCCACCGUAUGAAGAGGCAGUGAGUGUGCCACUUAAAAAGGAGUUGGAAGCAAAGGAUGAAAUUAAAGAGCCCGAACAAGUUGGUGCAGUUGUUGGAGCAGACGCUCCUUACAUCUCUAUUGCGUGUGACUUAAUUAAAGAAACAAAGGUCUCUACUGAAUCUACUUCUCCAGACUUCAAGGAUUACUCAGCUCCUCUAAUAAGUGGAGGUAGUGGGCAGCCGAGGCCUUCUGAUCUCCUCGAGGACUCUUCUCCUGAAUCUGAACCGAUUGACUUGUUUAGUGAUGAUUCAAUACCUGAAGUCCCUCUGCAGGAAAGUGAAGCCCUACCUCUGGUGAAAGAAAAUUCAGCUGAAACCUUGUUGUCAUCUGAAGCCGAGGAUGGGAGCAAAGCAAAACUCAAUGGGACCUCACCCGCUCUGGGAGAGCCUUACUUGGAGUCCUUUCAGCCCGAAGACCCGUCGCAGGCUGCCGUUCCGUCGCCAUCGGAGCUGACUUUUACAGAGGUGGCCAAGAAGGAAAAGGUACCUCUGCAAAUGGAAGAGCUGAAUACUCUCAUUUAUCCGGCCGACUUCUCGUUCGUUUCGAAGGAACCGAACAUAAGAGAAGCGGUCCUAUCUACGGAUUCUUCUCCAAUUCAAAUCAUAGAAGACUUCUCCCCGUUAGCCAGUUCGAAAGCCAGUCCCACCACUCAAUCGGCUAGAGAAUCUCCUGGCCAAGAGAUAGCCCACAAGGGUGAAAUUGCCGAUGCCCAAGCAGAGCCCUGGCCACUGCCCUGUUCAGAAUUACCCCAUGACCUCUCUCUCAAGAGUGUCCAAACUGAAGUGGAGGAGAAAGCUCUCGUCUUGGGGUUGGAGAAAUCUGCUGACGACUCGAGCAGAGAUGUCCCCGAAGUAUCCCAGAAGUCCUCGUUGCCUGCAGAUGUUUCUCCUUUGUCAGAAAUAGUCAGUGUAGUCCAACCCAAAGCUCUUGUGAAAGAAGCUGAGAAAAAACCUCCUUCUGUUUCAGAAAAAGAGGAAAGAUCACCAUCAGCUCUAUUUUCAGGAGAGCUGAGUAAGAUUUCAGUUGUUGACCUCCUAUACUGGCGAGACAUUAAGAAGACAGGAGUGGUGUUUGGUGCCAGCCUGUUCCUGCUGCUUUCAUUAACAGUAUUCAGCAUCGUGAGCGUGACGGCGUAUAUUGCCUUGGCCCUUCUGUCUGUGACGAUCAGUUUUAGGAUAUACAAGGGAGUGAUCCAGGCGGUCCAGAAAUCUAAUGAAGGCCACCCAUUCAGUGCAUACUUGGAUUCCGAAGUUGCUAUAUCGGAGGAUUUGGUCCAGAAAUAUAGUAGUUCUGCUCUCGGCCAUGUCAACUGCACGAUUAAAGAACUCCGCCGUCUCUUCCUCGUUGAUGAUUUAGUAGAUUCUCUGAAGUUUGCAGUGUUGAUGUGGGUAUUCACUUACGUUGGUGCCUUGUUCAAUGGACUGACGCUACUGAUAUUGGCUCUGAUUUCACUCUUUAGUGUUCCCGUAAUUUAUGAAAGGCAUCAGGCUCAGAUCGAUCAUUACCUGGGGCUCGUGAAUAAGAACGUUAAAGACGCUAUGGCCAAAAUCCAAGCUAAGAUCCCCGGAUUGAAGCGCAAAGCCGAGUGAAAAAGCCGGGAGCAAGCGUACCAAUAGGAAUUCAUUGUCGGGGUUUGGGGAGGGGGGGAAAUGCAGGGAAGGACGGAGCCUUGACAUUGCAGUGCAAUUUCACAGAUCUUUAUUUUUUAGCAACGCAGUGUUUGAGGGGGGGAAAAAAAACCUGCCUUGACUGCCAUGUGUGUUUCAUCAUUUUAAGUAUUGUAAGCUGCUAUGUAUGGAUUUAAAAACCUAAUCAUCUUUGGUUUUUUUUUUUGUUGUUGUUGUUGUUUUUUUUUUCCUGUGAGGCACUGGUUUAAAUACAGGAGAUCUGAGAAAGCUGUACAUUAAUGCUUCAUUGGAGGUAGUCUGGGUGUUGCAGGAACUUGUAGAGUCGGGCGGGGUGGGCUGGGGGGGAGCCGAACAAAUAACACUUCUCACAGUUUGUGCGCUGUGUAUGGUCUGUGUAGAUUGCCGAUUUUCUAAAAUGAAAUGUGUAGGAGAGCGUACCACUAGAGCAAGGGUGCUUGCCUUUUUGGUAUGAGUCUAGCUGUAUUUGUGAUUUUACUGUUUCAUUAAUUGCCAAUAUAUAUAAAUAUAUAUAGUGUUUCACAAAGCUUAGACCUUUUCAGCUGCUCCACAGUGCUCGACAGGUCAGAAAUGACUGAUUUUUUGAGUAGCUCCGUAGCACGUAAGCUUGAAAAAGAUAAAAAGGUUUCUAGGAACACUAGCCCCGGGAUUUUUUUUUUAGAUUAAAAAAACAGAAAACAAGGCCCUGCGCAUAGAGAAACUCCAACACACACUUUGUUACACAAACCCACUGCGGUAGUUAAUUUUGUCAUUUAAAUCUCCGAAUCUGUGGACUGAAUAUCUAAUGCUGCAAAAAAAUGUGAUUUGGGAAUAGCAAAUAUCGUCAUGCAAGAAACUACACAUGAAGUUUAUACAAUUGCGGUUUAAGCUGUACUGAAUGAACUAAGUCUGUGGAAUGCAUUGUGAAAUGUAAAAAAAAAAAAACAAGUAUCAAUAAAGCUUAUAGACUUAA